AUGAGCCCCUCCGCCCGCCGCCCGCUGCGGCUGCUCGCCCUCGCCUACCUGCUGGCCACGGCCCUCGGCAAGACGGUGAGGUACCGCACGGACGAGGAGGGGGCGCCGGGCACGGUCAUCGGCACGCUGGCCGACGAGAUGCCCGUGAAGGCGCCGGGCGAGAUGAGCUUCCGCCUGAUGCGGCAGUUCAGCAACAGCUCGCUGGUGCGGGUGCGUGAGGAGGACGGGCAGCUGAGCAUCGGCGACGCGGGGCUGGACCGCGAGCGGCUCUGCGGGCAGGCCCCRCAGUGUGUGCUCGCCUUCGACGUGGUGAGCUGCUGGCAGGAGCGCUACCGCCUGGUGCACGUGGAGCUGGAGGUGCGCGACAUCAACGACAACGCGCCGCGCUUCCCCCACGCGCAGAUGGCGCUGGAGGUGUCCGAGAGCGCCGCGCCCGGCACGCGGCUCCCACUGGAGGUGGCCGUGGAUGAGGACGUGGGCUCCAACUCCAUCCAGAGCUUCCAGGUGUCCCUCAACAGCCACUUCGGCGUGGAGGCGCAGACGCGGGCAGAUGGGGCGCGCUGCGCCGACCUGGUGCUGCUCCAGGAGCUUGACCGCGAGCGGCAGCCCACCUACACGCUGGAGCUGGUGGCCAAGGACGGCGGCAGUCCAGCGCGCUCCGGCACGGCCACCGUGCAUGUCCGUGUGCUCGAUGCCAAUGACAACAGUCCCACCUUCGCGCAGAGCUCGGUCACGGUGGAGCUGCCCGAGGAUGCACAGCCCGGCUCCCUGCUGCUUGACCUGGAUGCUGAUGACCCCGAUGAGGGCCCCAACGGUGAAGUCGUCUACACCUUUGGCAGCCAGGUGCCCCCGGAGGCGCGGCGGCUCUUCCGCCUCGAUCCGCGCUCCGGCCGCCUCACGCUGGAGGCCGCCGUGGACUACGAGCGCACUCGCACCUACGAGCUGGAUGUGCGCGCCCAGGACCGUGGCGCCAGCCCCCGUGCUGCCACCUGCACAGUCAUCGUGCGACUCACCGAUGUCAACGACAACGCGCCGCGCAUCAGCAUCAGCGCCCUCCGCGGCGCCACCAGCGCCGCCGGGGUGGCCUAUGUCAGCGAGGCCGCCGCCAGCGAGAGCUUCGUGGCGCUCGUCAGCGCCUCGGACCGCGACUCAGGCGCCAACGGGCAGGUGCGCUGCAGCCUCCGCGGGCACGACCACUUCGCCCUGCAGCGCGCCUAUGAGGACAGCUACAUGAUAGUGACCACGGCGGCGCUGGACCGCGAGCGCAUCCCCGAGUACAACCUCACCGUGGUGGCUGAAGACCUGGGCUCGCCGCCCUUCAAGACCGUCCGCCAGUACACGGUGCGGGUGAGCGACGAGAACGACAACGCCCCGCUCUUCACUAAGCCCCUCUAUGAAGUGGCCAUGCCAGAGAACAACCCACCUGGUGCCUACAUCACCACCGUGGUGGCCCGCGACCCUGACCUCGGCCACAAUGGCAAAGUCACCUACCGGCUCCUAGAGACUCAGAUCAUGGGGGCCCCCAUCUCCACCUAUGUCUCAGUGGACCCCGCUACUGGGGCCAUCUAUGCCCUCAGGACAUUCAACUAUGAGAUCCUGAAGCAGCUGGACCUCAGGAUCCAGGCCACUGAUGGGGGUUCCCCGCAGCUGUCCAGCAGCACCCUUGUCAAGGUGAGGAUGGUGGACCAGAAUGACAACCCACCCGUCAUCAUCCACCCGGUGCUCACCAACGGGUCAGCAGAAAUUGGUGUUUCCAGCAAGACCUCCCGUGACUCCCUCGUGGCCCAGAUCAAAGCCCGAGAUGCAGAUGAUGGGACCAAUGCCGAGCUCACCUUUGCCUUCCUAGAGGAGCCUCAGCAGGAGCUUUUCACCAUCAACCCAAGCACUGGGGACAUUGUGCUGAAGGGUGACCUCUCUGAAGAGCUGGGACAGCUGUUCAAGGUCAUUCUCACUGUGACGGACAAUGGCAGACCGCCCCUGGCCACAACUGCCACCAUCAACUUUCUAGUGACCGCCACGGCUCCUUCUAGCAUCCAGGAGAUAGUCAAGCCCAGCUCCUGGGAAGGAAAAGCUGUUCAGUGGGACAUCCCUCUGAUYGUGAUCAUUGUCCUGGCAGGCAGCUGCACCCUCCUCCUGGUGGCCAUAAUCACAAUUGCCACCACCUGCAACAGGCGCAAGAAGGGCAACGAGAUGAAAAGCCACAGUUCCUUGAAGGAGCAGGUAGACAUCUCCCACCUGGAGAAGGGUCGGCAGGAGGACAGCAGCCAGAGGGCAAACGUGUUUGAAGUACGRACCUUUCCCAGCAAAACCUCCUUCACCAGCCCCGAUUCUUCCCCGGCUGCCGAGGAGAUCUCGGCUUCUGAAAACGGCAGCGAGAGCACCUGCCUCUACGAGGGUCAGAAGCGGCUCAGAGGGACGAGCGGGGAGGGUUUCGCUGCCGCUCCGAGCUACAGCAAGGAGCCCGCCCCUGCCGUUGCUGUUUGGAAGGGGCAUUCGUUCAACACCAUCUCCGGGCGAGAGGCAGAAAAAUUCAGUGGCAAAGACAGUGGCAAAGGCGACAGCGAUUUUAAUGACAGCGACUCGGAUAUCAGUGGAGAUGCCCUGAAGAAGGAUCUCAUCACGCACAUGCAGAAUGGACUAUGGGCCUGUACUGCUGAGUGCAAGAUCCUGGGUCAUUCAGACCGCUGCUGGAGCCCCUCCUGUGGCCGAGCCAACUCUCAUCCUUCUCCCCGUCCUUCAGCACCUCUCUCCACCUUCUGCAAAAGCACAUCUUUGCCCAGGGAUCCCCUGCGCAGAGACAACUUUUACCAGGCGCAGCUGCCCAAGACRGUGGGGCUCCAGAGCGUCUACGAGAAAGUCCUGCACAGGGACUUUGACCGGACAAUCACACUGCUCUCCCCUCCACGUCCAGCAAGGCUCCCAGACCUUCAGGAGAUCAGGGUGCCCCUCUACCCGUCCCCUUCAACUAGAUACCUGGCUCCCCAGACUGACGACGCUGAGAAGGUGUAGCCCUCCACACUCCCCGAGUGCACGCAUCCGUACACGCACACGACUAGGUCACUUCCAAGAGCCUUUAAGUUAUUGACCAGAUCCAGUGUU
Molecule: messenger RNA, 3099 nt
Organism: Nothoprocta perdicaria
Lineage: Eukaryota; Metazoa; Chordata; Aves; Tinamiformes; Tinamidae
Gene: PCDH8
Product: protocadherin 8
Exons: 3
Coding region: 1-3009 (1002 amino acids)
Biological process (GO): homophilic cell-cell adhesion
Cellular component (GO): plasma membrane
Molecular function (GO): calcium ion binding
Source: RefSeq, a predicted model, not a curated record